Molecule: messenger RNA, 5845 nt
Organism: Homo sapiens (human)
Lineage: Eukaryota; Metazoa; Chordata; Mammalia; Primates; Hominidae
Gene: LRRC3
Product: leucine rich repeat containing 3
Exons: 2
Coding region: 294-1067 (257 amino acids)
Cellular component (GO): membrane
Source: RefSeq, marked validated
GGAGUCGCGGCCUCCCCAGCUAGUGGUCGCGGGCGCGGUCGCAGGGGCAGCGGGGUGGCCGCCGCGCCAGGCGUGGAGCUGGGUCUGGCGGGCUCCGAGAGGCCCGGGAGCGGCGCGCAGAGCAGCCUCCGGCCGCCGCCGCGCAGAGCUGCCAGAGUGGACUGCACUGCUUCUCCCAGCGGGGCAGGAUGGCGGUUUCAUGUCUGGUUGGAUAAGGCCUUGCCUGCGGAAACCAGCUCCAUCCCCAGGCCCUAGCAGAGGCUCGCGUGUCCCCGUCCCCAGGUCAGGUCAGGAUGGGCACCGUGCGCCCACCUCGCCCCUCGCUCCUGCUGGUCUCCACCCGGGAGUCUUGUCUCUUCCUCCUCUUCUGCCUGCACCUGGGCGCCGCCUGCCCACAGCCCUGCCGGUGCCCUGACCACGCAGGGGCUGUGGCUGUCUUCUGCAGCUUGCGGGGCCUUCAGGAGGUCCCCGAGGACAUCCCGGCCAACACCGUGCUCCUGAAGCUCGAUGCCAACAAGAUCUCCCACCUCCCGGACGGGGCCUUCCAGCACCUGCACCGGCUCAGGGAGCUGGAUCUGUCUCACAACGCCAUCGAGGCCAUCGGCUCCGCCACCUUCGCGGGCCUGGCCGGGGGCCUGCGGCUGCUGGACCUGUCUUACAACCGCAUCCAGAGGAUCCCCAAGGACGCCCUGGGCAAACUCAGCGCCAAGAUACGCCUGUCCCACAACCCCCUGCACUGCGAGUGCGCCCUGCAGGAGGCCCUGUGGGAGCUGAAGCUGGACCCCGACUCUGUGGACGAGAUCGCCUGCCACACCUCAGUGCAGGAGGAGUUUGUGGGGAAGCCUCUGGUUCAGGCUCUGGAUGCGGGUGCCAGCCUCUGCAGCGUCCCCCACAGGACCACAGACGUGGCCAUGCUGGUCACCAUGUUCGGCUGGUUCGCCAUGGUGAUCGCCUACGUCGUGUACUAUGUGCGCCACAACCAGGAGGAUGCCCGGAGGCACCUGGAGUACCUGAAGUCUCUGCCCAGCGCCCCCGCCUCCAAGGACCCCAUCGGCCCGGGGCCCUAGCGCCUGUUCCGGCAGACCCCCGCCGGUGGCUGCUGUCACUUUUGUAGUAGGUGGUGACUGAUGCUGCUUUUGCUCUUCCCUGAGGCAGGUGUCACAGCCAUGUGUGCUCCCCACUGUUGCACUCAGGCACAGCAGCACCUCCAGGCUGGGUGGUUUUGCCACACAUCCGUGUGACGGAUGAGGAACCUGAAGCUUAGAGGAACGGAAUGACUGCCCGUGACGAUACCAUCAGGAAAUUAUCCCAGUGGAACUUCAACCCGGGCUGUCCAUCGUGACAUUCCGCCUCCUUCCACCAUGCCAGCCUCUCCCACACGGGGCCCUGCAGGCUGUGGAUAUGCACUCAGAGGACUAAGGGGGUGCUCUGCAAGCGAGAGGGUUCACCAGAGGGAGCUUGGGUGCAGGUUCACCCGCUGAAGGCGCUGAUAAGUCCUGUGCUGAGGAGCUGACUUGCCCUUGUUUACUUACAAAGUGCAUUGUAGGUAAACAUGAGCCUUGUUCCAGUGUUCGAAGUACAUUGGAACGUAAGCCCUGUUUCCAGAGCAAAGUAACAGAGACCAGGUUUUUCUAGAGAGCUAAGUGGGAUGUGUAGCUCAAACAAACUGUCCUACCCUUUUUUAUUCUCAAAUGUUUGUUUUGAGUAACCGUAGUGCCAAAAUUUCAGUUCAGUAAUGGGGUGAACAAUAUGGAGAGAGACCUGGGAAAAGUCCAGGGUAGCUUGCCCAGGGGAAGACAGCAGCCACAUACCUGGGGGCCCGCCUGCUUCCUGCCCCUCUGGGUGUGCCUGAUGCGGGAGGCCCUGCCCCAGGGCGAUCUCAGCUCACUGCAACCUUUGCCUCCCAGGCUCAAUCACUUCUGCUGCCUCAGCCUCCCUAGUAGCUGGAAUUACAGGCAUGAGCCACCACGCCUGGCUAAUUUUUGUAUUUUUAGUAGAGACCGGGUUUCACCAUGUUGGCCAGGCUGGUCUCGAACUGUUGGCCUCAAGUGAUCCGCCCGCCUCAGCCUCCCAAAGUGCUGGGAUUACAGGCGUCAGCCACCGCGCCCGGCCCUGUGCCUUGCUUUUUCUACUCACUAAGAUAUAAAACAGCUCUUUUUCCAAGGCCCGGAGUACUGGGGAUUGAUGUUUCAAGGCCAAUCAAUGGGAUGCUUCGUUUUCUCCAGCAACAGGAACUCUCUCUUUUCACCUUUGCUGCCAGGAAUCUCAGAGAUAAUUUAGUGCUCAAUUUACUAACCUUACUUCACAUUCAGGUUAGAUGUUACCUCCACCUAUAUGAUAGUAAUUCCUAAUUUUAUUUUUUAUUGUCCUUUUUAUGAGUGUUUAUAUUUUAAAGUACUUUGAGUAUUUUUGGGGGGGGUGUAAAUGAGUGAUCAGUGUACAUUGUGUGUGGACUGAAGUGUAGGUAUGUAGAGAUGCUUCGCCAAACAGAUGCUUAAAAAUGAAUGGAAGUUGAGGGUGGUUUCUCUUUGGAAAGUAUCAGGUGACUUGGAAGGUGAGAGCCUGUCCAGGGUGUGUGCACUGGUUCUGAGGUACCCCGUGUGUGCAGUGUGAGUCACGGGGGUGUCUGUGUUGUGAGGUGCUUGGUAGGCUUUGCUCUGCCCACAGUGCAGACGCGGGGUGGGUGAGGGGCCAGGCCCAGUGUAUGAGUGGAGGCAGCCCCAGGCUCCGCCUGCUUCCCUCACGCCACGCUGCCUGAGUGUCGCCAUGCUCGGAGGACAGAGACCUCCACGGAAACUGGCAGCGCCACUCACCCUUCCAGUGAGAGCUAGAACCAAGUGCCAGCCCCCGGGGGUGCACCCGUGCUGGUGUGGGGCCACGUGGUCCUUGUGGUCCAGGCAGGGCCAGCAUGUGGCGGGGUGUCCAGCUCCACUGUUUGGAGGAAGUGGGCGCUGACACAGCAGAGUGCCCUGGGCCCGUGGGGAUUUCCUUCCAGAGGACACGUGGCUGAAAGCAUAGGAUAAGGAUGUAUAGGUGAAUGACUGGUGCCAUCCCUGGCUGUCUGAUAGAUGCAGGUAGGGCAGGUGAACUGUUGCUGGCCUGGCCAGCAGGCCUAGGGUCACAUGGUGAUUGGCGUCCUCCUGCCACCCCUUCUCCAUGCCAGGGUGCCUGUGGUGGGUUUGCCCAGCACGCAUGACCCCAGGUCCCAAGGAGAGUGUGAACUGAGGCCUGGGUGGUGAAGGCAGGGCCUCUCCUCAGCCCUGUGUCCUGUGGGUGCCAGCCAGUCCCAUCUCGCAUUUUGGGGUGCCCUUUCCCUGCUGCCAGGGGACUCUUCAUUUGUCCUUACCCUAGAAUCAGCCCAGACACUGGACAUCACCCAGACGUGGCCCUUCAGGAGGUGCACAGGGCAGGGGCAGGCCCGUCCCUCCCUGCCCCAAUUUGCUGGGCUGCCUCAGCCCAGGGUCUGGCCUUCUCCUUGGUGAAGGUCUGCUGGGCCCCUGUCCACCUCCUGCUGGGAGGAGGAGAUGGGGAGAGGACCAGGAGGACACCGGAGGCCCUGUCCCCUGCACUGUGAGCUCAGUCAGGUCCAUGAGCUGCCCACCGUCCUGGCCUUACUGUGCCCCCUGCCCCACCAACAUAGGUGAAAGCACCUCCCCUCUAAGGAAGACCAUAGAGACCCCAACACUGUGGGACCCCAAAGCUCCUUCAUGCUCACUGGAGCUCCCACCGUGGGUGCUUGCAAGUCCUCAGCGCUCCCGGGGUACAGCCCUCCCCUUCCUGCCCUCUAAUGUCCUCCCCUCCCUUGCCCUUCCCUCCACUUCCUUUCUCUGCCGUCCCCUCCUCUCCCAUCUUGUGACCUCUUUACUGGCGGGGCCUGGAGCCCAUGAUGGACACUUGCGGAAGGAGGGGUGGCGGAGCACCCCUGAGAUGACAUCGCUGCCUGCCCCAGAGCACCCCGCCUCUCCCUGUGACUCAGUUCUUUGCAGCCCAGAUGUGAGCAUGUGCACCCUGGGACCUGCUGCCCGUUGGGAUGCCCAGGCCAAAUCAGCCCCUCUGCCUCCAUGCUGCACUGAUUGCAAGAGUUUCCCACAUCUGCAGAGGCCGUGGGCUCAGCCCCACACCAGCCAGGCCACCAGUGUUGAUAGCGGUGAGGCGGGGACAAAGGGAAUGUCUCAGUUCACAGUGUGGACAUGGUGGAGGUCUCGGCCUUGCGAGACAAGGCAGGGGGAGGGGAUAGGAAAUUGGGGGUAUUCUGUGACUCCUGGGCCACCGGGGAGCCAGAAUCUUCCAGCCAGACUGGAUGGGCAGGGCUUAGCUUCCUGAUGCCGCCCAUUCACCACUUUCACCCCGGGAACCUACCUGGGCAUCAUGGGAGGCAGAGCCUGAACCCCAACCCAACCCUAACUCUAAUGCUAACCCCUAAACCAUCCCCCACCCUAACCCAAUCCUCGCCCUAACCCUAAUGCUAACCCCUGACCCGACCCAAUCCUAACCCUGAUGCUAACCCCUGACUCAACUCUCACCCUAACCCUGAUGCUAACCCCUGACCCAAUCCUCACCCUAACCCUGAUACUAACCCUUAACCUAACCCAACCCAGCCCUAACUCCAACUCUAAAGCUAACUCCUAACCCUAGGAGAGGAGCCCAGGCCGGGCCCUCUCCCUGCUGGUUUCCUGUUGGGCUUUGGAGCCCCAGAUGCCUGCCCAGAGGCUUCCUUGUGCGGGGUGGGGUCCAGCAGUGGGGGAUGGGCCCAGAGCUGGUAUAGCCACCAGCAGAGCCAUCCUGAUCCACAGGACCAUCCCUGGUGGGGUGGGGCCCCCUGGGGCAGGAAGGCCACUGAGGCCAGGGAGACUCCCAGGCCCACUCACGGCGCAGGCCCCACAGGAGCUGGCUGGAGGCUAUGGGUGCGGGGCGUGGGCCUGCCGGGGGUUGCGUGACAGGCAGUGGGGAGUGGGUUGUGCUGGCAGCUGUGGGUGAGUGAGGAGGCUCCUCUCAUGAAGGGCCCUGGGGAAGUGGAAUCUGGCCCUGAGAGACCCCCGGCCUCCUCUGCAGGGGCUGCUGGCAGGAGGGGAACCGGGGACCACCUCCCGCCACAGAGCCUGGGGCCCCCAGCCUUGCCUACAGGGAGGGUAGAUGAGAGUGUAAACUGCAUAUGAGGUUGGGCUAAACCUGGACAUGUGUUUCAUAACCAAAGCAGCCAGGAAUCUCCGGCUCUGCCCAGUGAUCAUCUGGGCAGGACAUGGGGACGAGUGUCCAGGCUGAAGUCAGGGCCCGGCCAGCAGAGGGCCAUUUUGUAUUGAGCUCCACAGCUGGUCACAUUCUGUGGAAUGUGCAGACGUGCACGGCCCAUCAGACAGGGUCUGGAGUGGGGCUGCCGUCUUGGGCAGCUCCUCCCGGGUGUCUGCAAAAUGCAGAGGUCACCAGAGCCAAGGCAGCAAGGCAAGGAGCCCGGCUUCUAAGGAACUCUGAGCAGGUGUGGUCCAUGGCUGGGAGGCAGCUGGCCCCACAGCACAUAGCACGGAGGGCGGCGCGGAGUCCUGGACGCUCUUGGCAGGUCCCCUCAUGGAGGAUGUGGGGGAUUGGCUUAGGCCUGGUCUGGCUGGCCUUCCUGGACCGCAGUGGCCAGGAGCUGAAAACCGUGACCCCAGUCUCCCUGCAGCUGUUCUUGAUGGGAUUUCUGUUCGCCAGUCAGAUGCAUUUGCACAGGACUUGGAUCCUGAACUGUGUAACCUGGAGAGGCAGGUGUGAGCGGGCCAUGCUGCUGGCCCAGCCUGUGCCGGUGUCUGUUUCUGUUGUCUCUCGGCCCUUCUGUGAGCCCUCAGUAAAGCUCUUCGUGCUUCAGUCA